AUGUCUACAGCCCUCAAAACCGUCCCGGUCUACUUGCUCGCGUCCGUCGUCCUCCUUGGCGCCUUUUCCCGUCUCACCCAUGGCGCGUACACGCCCAUAUGGUACGCCUUCCAGGAAUACCACUUGCCAGACGACGGCUCUACGGCCGCGACGGUGACGCCCGUCAUCGACACUCUCGUCGGGUUCAGUCUCCUGUUCGGGGGGCGCGCCGUGAAACUCCUCGCCGCGUCGCUCAGCCUGUUGUUCUUCACGGCAGGGCUGGCAAUGCAGGUCCACGCCGGGAAACAGUACAAAGGCGACGUGGCGCUGGCUGUGCUGGCUGUGGCUGCUGUUGCAAGGUUGCUUUCGAGAUGA
Fonsecaea monophora is the source of this 354-nucleotide messenger RNA. RefSeq lists its product as hypothetical. Bases 1 to 354 code for a protein of 117 amino acids. The transcript has a single exon. NCBI's taxonomy places the organism in Eukaryota, Fungi, Ascomycota, Eurotiomycetes, Chaetothyriales, Herpotrichiellaceae. The record is from RefSeq and is a predicted model, not a curated record.